Messenger RNA from Procambarus clarkii (red swamp crayfish), 593 nucleotides. RefSeq lists its product as uncharacterized. The record is from RefSeq and is a predicted model, not a curated record. Lineage: Eukaryota; Metazoa; Arthropoda; Malacostraca; Decapoda; Cambaridae.
CUGGUGAUUGGUGGACAAGUGUGUAUACAGUCAGGGAGGGAAGCGGCUGGCUCUCAGUGUUCAGUCUCGCACUACAGGGGACGGACGCAGUUACGAGUGUGUCAGGGAAGCGAGGAGGUGAUACCCGACACACGAUGAGCAGCAGUGUACUACUAAUGGUGAUGGUGAUUGGGGUUGCCUAGGGUAUGGGUGUUCCUCUUGACGAGCACGGAGCAAACAAGACGAAGGUAGAGUUGGAAAGGUUGCGGACAGACGUCCCCUUGGCUAGAUCAGACUCCACAGUCGGCAACGUCGUCUACAGUGUGGCUGGCUUCCUACUCGGUGGUGUGCUGCUCUUCGUGUCGUUGUUCGAUCCCACUAGAAAACCGGUCAUAAAGUUCUUCGACCAUGCCUUUGGUGAGAGAUCAGUGAGGCGGCGGCGUGAAGUUGGGACUGGCCUCGAGUCGCAUGUUGCUGCGGCUUUUGACGCCUUCACUGCUGCUCUCGACAAGAUGGAAGUGAUUGCCAAGAUGAAUAUGUGAAUUAUCUUUAAUGGUUUUGUGAAUGUUAGCACACUUGUACACUAGUCGUGUAAGAAUAAAGGGAUCAUAAAU